Messenger RNA from Xenopus tropicalis (tropical clawed frog), 2476 nucleotides. Its product is annotated as mucin-like protein. The record is from RefSeq and is a predicted model, not a curated record. Bases 73 to 2073 code for a protein of 666 amino acids. Lineage: Eukaryota; Metazoa; Chordata; Amphibia; Anura; Pipidae. Gene Ontology annotation, molecular function: calcium ion binding. The transcript is spliced from 14 exons. Gene Ontology annotation, cellular component: membrane.
UGGAGGAUAUCUAAUAAUAAUAAAUUAAGUAUUUUAGUGGAUGACAAAGAACUGGAAUUAAAUAAAGGUUUGAUGUACAUCAACCAAAAUAAAUUAGUACUUUUCAAACUUGAAGAAAGCAAAAUUGCCAUUCUGUACAGCUGCGGCCUCCAGGUGUCUGUGAGCGUGAGCGACGGCGCCAUCUUAGGGGCAAUUGUGCAACUCCCCCAGUCAUUCCUUUACAGGACCCUAGGACUACUGGGUUUGUGGAGCGGCACAAAAUCUAAUGAUUUUAUCCAAUCAAAUGGAAACACCUUGUUCUUUAACAGCGGGGAUGUACCUACUGAAGAAGACCUUUAUAAUUUUGGCCUCUCUUGGAUUGUACCAACUCCUGAAAGUCUUUUUGUUUCCAAACCAAUGGUGGACGUAUGGAAAUCCUUCAGACCGAUGUUCACUUCUACGUUGAUGACGUCUGUUUCUCAGUCAGUGAUUAGCAGUGCCAAUGGGACCUGUGCUGGUAUAGUGCAAUGUAUCCACGACCUCCUGCUGACCAAUAACACUGUGUUUGGACUGCAGACUAGGAAUGACUUCAAUGAGUUCCAUCAGUUGGUCUCUCUCUUUGGAAAUGGUGCCCCAAUGCUUGUUGGCCCACCGAUUCUUCAGCUGAGGGUGAAUGUUACCUACAAGGUUUGGUUUAAAGCAACCGACUCCAACAAUGAUACGCUGACUUAUUCUAUUGUCAAGCCUGUUCCCCUGGGAGCCUCCAUUACUUUAGACGGUCAGUUUAUAUGGACGAUAAGGAACGUGAACCCAGAAGUGCUGAGAAUCCAAGUGAAUGAUCGCUUCUCUGGCUCCAUCUUUGUCCCCGUUGUGCAGGUGUGCAACUGUACCAAUGGGGGGACGUGUGAUUAUAAUAGUCUUAUUGAAAAUUACCAGGAGCCCAAAUAUCAGGUUGUGGGCUGCACGUGUCCUGACGGGUUCUCUGGAGCUUUCUGUCAGAAUCCCUCAUCGCCAUGCCGGGGGGAGCCCUGCUUUCCCAGUGUGCCUUGUACAACCCCAACGAGUAAAUCUCGAUUUGUGUGUGGCACUUGUCCUCCUGGAACAGUCGCCAGUGGCGCCGAUGGGGAAAAGUGCUUCUUAAAUGAUCUGUGUCUUCCUCCCUACCCUUUUCCGUGCCGCGAGAAUGCCAAGUGCAUCAGUAGCUUUGGUUCCUUUUCCUGCCUCUGUAAACCUGGUUUCACUGGAAAUGCAAACAAUUGCUCAGAUAUCGAUGAAUGCCAAACAAUAUCAGCAUGUCCUAAUGCCAAGUACGAAUGCAUCAAUUCCCCUGGCUCUUUCACUUGUGCCUGUCGCUACCAAAGUACCAGUGAUGCUGAAUGUGGAGACUCUUCUAAUCCUCCAGGCUGGAACAUAUUUAAUUGCACGCUGAAGUGGCUCGCAUUGGAUGUGCCUGGAAAUAAUCUCAGCCCAAGCAGUUCUGCAAAACAAUAUGAGAAACUACAGUCUAUCUUGUCCCUUGGAUUCCAGAACAAGUUCUACUCUUUGCAGCUCAAGAACUCUUCCAUCGGAGGUGCAUUUUCUGAAUAUAGAAUUAACGUAUCCAGUGACACCCCCCAUUGGUUUGUGAAAGACUACUUGAUUAGAGUUCACAACUAUUACCAGUUUGGCACAGUAUGGGUGGAAGAUGUGAAUGAGUGUGAUGAAAACGAACACAACUGCAGUGCCACAGCCAUGUGUAAGAACACUUACGGGGGAUACAAAUGUGUCUGUGACCAAAAUAUGAAACUGGAAGCAUAUGACUGUGUUCCUAAUGACAAAUCCCAGAAUCAAACCCUGACAAGCAGUAGUUCCAUGGAACAGGACACCAUGAUACUGGCCUUGGUUCUCGGCUUCGGCAUUCCCCUCGUUAUACUGCUGCUUCUUCUCAUUUGUUGCUAUUGCUCUAGGAGGAAAGACGGACAGGCCAAUAUUGCUGCGCCGCCAGAUAUAAUGGCUGCAGAGAAUUGUUGGGCCCCUAAUGUAUAUGCUGAGCCGAUGUUCUACAAGGUGCACCACAUUCCUCCGCCCACUUAUGUGCAACGAUUGGGAAUGUAACGGCGCAACACAACUUGGACCCAAAAUCACAUGCACUUUACAGACUUUGAUGGGAUAUUGGAUAUUAAUGGGUUAUGUAUAGAUCCCUUUAUUAGAGGGCAGAUCAGAGCCAUAGUAACUAACCUAUUAAAGGGCAGAGUACAUCUUUAAUGCAUGAGCGGGGAUGGGCACGUGCUUUCCAUAAGCCUUUCUAUGGUUUUUAUCCCUAGGUAAAUGUCAGCCAUCACUAAGCAAAUAAAACCUGCCUGGAUUUAUUUUCAGUAUCCUUGCUUUUAAAGUGUGCGCAGGUCUCUGGUUAUUUUAGCAACUCAUUAAAGCAAAAUAUUGCUGUUCGUAGGAAAUAUCUUUGAUCUUCCUUUUAAUAUGCAGUAAAGUCCGCAGAUUGGUGGUCUCACAGACUUCA